UGUGAAUCGUAGAAAUCGUCUGUGUAACUAACUUUGAACAAGUGACAAGGAAAUUUUGAAAACAAAUCACCAACAUGAUGAAAUACGUAAUUUUCGCAUUUGCUUUCGCCACCGUUGUCUUGAGCAGCCCCGUCCCUGAGCCAAAACCAUCAGGUGUAGUGGCCGCAGCUUACGCCGCCCCCGUAGUCGCGGCCGCCCCUGCGUUUGCACCUGCGGUCGUGACUGCAACAAGCUCGCAAGUGAUAGCAAGGAAUUACAACGGGCUCGCCGCCUACGCCGUAGCUCCUGUUGCUCCAGUUGUAGCUGCGCCCGCUGCUCCUGUCGUUGCUGCACCCGCUGGUCCUGUUAUCGCUGCCUACAGCGCCCCUUAUAUAUGGUAAUAAUUACCACGUUGACCAUCGCAUUGGAUUCAUGUUCUAAUGAAUGCUUACCUAAUAUCCGUGCAUGUUACUACUGUCUAUAUAGAUAAUGAACUGAAAAUAUGAUGAUGAAUUGUACAAAAAUAAAUGAAUUAGCAUAA
Agrilus planipennis (emerald ash borer) is the source of this 520-nucleotide messenger RNA. RefSeq names its product cuticle protein 70, isoforms A and B-like. The transcript is spliced from 2 exons. NCBI's taxonomy places the organism in Eukaryota, Metazoa, Arthropoda, Insecta, Coleoptera, Buprestidae. The coding region runs from base 75 to 380 and encodes 101 amino acids. The record is from RefSeq and is a predicted model, not a curated record.